Mugil cephalus (flathead mullet) is the source of this 1687-nucleotide messenger RNA. RefSeq names its product TMEM9 domain family, member B (gene tmem9b). The coding region runs from base 164 to 727 and encodes 187 amino acids. Lineage: Eukaryota; Metazoa; Chordata; Actinopteri; Mugiliformes; Mugilidae. The record is from RefSeq and is a predicted model, not a curated record. Gene Ontology annotation, cellular component: lysosomal membrane. Gene Ontology annotation, biological process: positive regulation of canonical NF-kappaB signal transduction. The transcript is spliced from 5 exons.
GGAAGCAGUCGUCCGCCAUCUCCGGAAACUACAAGUCAGCUGCUGGGAAGCUGAAUCUGUUUAUCCUCGAACCAGCUCUAUGGCUAACGCUGUCACUUGUUAGGAGGCAUUUCCAGCAGCUGAACGGCCCUUAACUUCUGGAAACUGGUGACAGACGGCGAAGAUGAAGCGUGUGUUUGGUAUCCAGGCCCUCUCCGUGGCUUGUUUUGUGCUGUUAAGCCAAGUGACAGCGAAGAAUUCUGAAGACAUCCGCUGUAAAUGCAUCUGUCCACCGUACAGAGAAGUUGAAGGGCAAAUCUACAAACAAAAUGUGUCCCUCAAAGACUGUAACUGUCUCCAUGUAGUUGAACCCAUGCCGGUGGAUGGGAAGGACGUGGAGGCGUACUGUUUACGCUGUGAGUGUAAAUAUGAAGAGAGGAGCUCAGGGACCAUCAAGUUUACCAUCAUAAUGUACCUCUCCAUUUUGGGACUGCUGCUGCUCUACAUGUUUUACCUGACUCUCCUGGAGCCUAUGCUGAAGAGGCGUCUCUUUGGACACUCGCAGCUUAUCCAAAGUGAAGAUGAUGUGGGGGAUCAGCAGCCUUUUGCCAACGCUCACAACGUUCUGUCCCGUUCACACUCCCGACCCAACAUGCUGAACAAAGUGGAGCAUGCCCAGCAGCGCUGGAGGAGGCAGGUCCAGGAACAGAGGAAGUCGGUGUUCGACCGCCACGUUGUUCUCAGUUAAACCGCCCUGUGAGUUACUGGUGGAGCAAACAAACAAACAACGCAACGACAACAACAAAACACUGUGACCGAGCCCUCUAUCAGUUCCUUUUUUUUUUUUUUCAUUUGUGGAGUGGGGUUCAUCUGAGUGGAAAUCAUUUUUGCCUGGAUGUAAAGGCAUAUAUAACAUUUCCAAAAGCAGAAAUUAGACAAUAAAGUCCCAGACCGGCCCAAAGCUAUCCAGUCCUUGGUUUUUACAGUUGAAACUGGUUUUCAAACCAGUAAAAUGUCCAGGUGUUGGUCGAUUACUAGACCUCCUAAUGACUGCAGUAAUAUUAUAUCAUAUUAGCAUUUAAAUGGUGAGUAUUUACACCCAAAACAAAAAUGAACAAAAUAUAACCACUGCUCUCGCCACAGGAGGAAGGAACUAGUGUAAAAUAGAAAUCUGUCAGCCUUCAUAGAAAUGCAUGUUUUAUAAUACCUCUUUUAUAAAAGUGUUUUCAACAAUCCUUCAUUCCUACCAUGAUGUUUAAUGUCUGAUAACUGCUGUAAAUUUCAUCAUUCAUUACAUCAAAUUUGAUAUUUUAAAGUAGCUUCAAUGAACCUUGUUCCAGAAAUCGAUGCAGUUUCUUGGUGAUGUCAUAGUGAACAUAGCUGUGCUAUUGGUCCUCAUCUGUUAAUGACCCUAUUAAAAUCAGUGCCCUCUUCUACUGCCUAACAAAUCUCUCUUUCAUUUUGGCACCUUUCUUUUUUUUUGUGCUUAGUCUCACAUCAGUUCCAUGAUCAAAGACCUUGUUGUCUGAAAGGCGGCAUUGGUACGACGGAGUGCUGUUAUUCUCAGAUCAGACAAGUUGGUUUUGUGUAUAGUUGAGGUGAGAGUGGACAAAGAGCCACUGCUGGGAGAUCUAUGAAAGUGUUCUUAACUAUUGUAUAUGUGAUACCUUUAACUUUGAAAUAAAUUUAUGUAAUAUUUGUGACUCUU